AUGACUUCCCCCUCAACUGACGCGUCGCCCAAACCGUCUCCACCGCCCCCCAAAAGAUCCAUCGCCUCCCAUUUAACAACCGCGACAGUCGACCCCAACCUCCUCUCUCCUAUGAUGCACCACUACGUCCAAACAAAGCGAAAAAUCUGUCGCGACCUCGCAUGUGCCUCUGAUCGCAAGCUCCUGCUCAUGUACCGCGUCGGCGACUUUUUCGAGAGCUUUUUCGAAGACGCCGCUCUUCUCUCCGCCGUUUGCGACCUCGCUCUCACCUCCAAGGAGGCCGGAAAAGCCCUUGGCGCCAGAGUGCCCAUGGCGGGACUCCCGCACUAUGCCAUCGAUGACAAAAUAAAAAUGCUCUUGCAUCACCGCGUCACGGUUGCUGUCGUCGAUCAGGUCCAAUCGGCCGCAGAGACAGCAGCAGGCUCCCUCAGGAGCUCGUACCUCGCAACCGUCGUUGUGCAGGGACCGGCAGGUAGUGGUGAAAAGCGAGAAGGGGAGGUGUUUGAAGAAUGGUAUUUGAACGGUAUGCGGUUUGGAUUUUCGUAUGCGGACGUCUCCACGGGGGAGUUUAGGGUCACAGAUGGGGAGGGCAUUAACACUUUACAGAGAGUACUUGCCACGGUUGUACCGGCUGAGUUGUUGCUUGUUGCUAUCGUCACGCAUCGGGAUCCGCACGACUUGGCCACUGCAGAGGGGAUACUGAACAGCUUCUACGCAGUACAGAAUGUUGAAUCCCUUGGUUGCAGAGGGAGGCCGUUAUGUAUCCAAGCCGCCGCGUCUUUGCUCUCUUAUACGCAGCAAACACUGCAGGUGGACAGCGAGCAAGAGCGACCUCUGCCGCUGAAUCCGUUGAAAACGUUUGCACUCGAUGAUGUGAUGCUGUUAGAUGCAACCUGUUUACAGAACAUGGAAGUGGUUCGAACCGCCCGAGAUGGAGACCGGGAACGAACGUUGCAAUGGGCGGUGGACAGAACAGUGACAGUGAUGGGAGCGAGAUGCCUCAGAACCUGGUUGUUGGCACCGUCCACGCGACUGGAUGUGAUUCAGAGACGUCAGAAUUUUGUUGCGGCCUUCCUGCACGAUCUUCGGAAUCGACGAACGCUUGUGCAGGCAGAGCUAAAAAAAGUGGGUGACAUAGAACGUCUGGGUGGUAAGGUCGGCGCCGGGCGUGCAUCCCCUCGCGAUUUGCGAUGGUUGUGUGAAUCGAUUCUACGUGUACCGGCUAUUUUGAAGAUGACGAAAGCUUGUUUGCAAGAGAAUCCCAAAAUAAGUCUUGGCCUUGUUGAUCCGGCACCAUCCUCCACGCCUUCGGAGAUGAUGAUUCGAGCGGUCGCCUUUCAAAAGGACAAGUUGAGUCUGGCAAGUAUGCGAAUUUUUCGUGCCGGGUAUUCGGAGGACCUUGACAAUCUCAGGAAAGCAAUGGAGGAACCAGAAAGGUGGAUUACAGUUCUCGAAGAGCAAGAACAAAAAAGAAGCGGCAUCGACAGCCUCCGCAUAAAACACAUCAAGAACGCUGGGUAUGUUUUGCGGAUUCCACGUUCGGUGGGGGAGAGAACGAUGGACAAGGAUCCAUUGUUCUUUCAAAAGUUACGAUAUGAGUGUGUUCAGAGCACGAAAGCAGAAUUGCGAUUCCGUUUCGAAGAGCUCAAGACACGUGAAAGCCUUCACAACAGCGACCUAUCUGAAAUUCUAUCGCUUGAAGCUCUCUUGUUUAAUGAACUGCGAAACAAGCUUGCUGAACACGUGCCUCGCUUGCGCGUUAUUGCGCGUCAUAUUGCGUCCAUUGAUGUCCUUGCGGGUUUUGCGCAGGUCGCGGAGGAACUCAACUAUGUCAUGCCGCAGAUGCUCGACAAGGAAGAGCGAAUUCUUCACCUAGAUGAUGCGCGACAUCCAGUCGUUGAACAAACGCUGCCCGUUGACAAGACGUUCGUACCAAAUAGUUUUCAGCUAGGAGCCAAGAAGGGCCGGUCGUGCCCCGACUUGAUGUUGCUGUGCGGUCCAAAUGCUGCUGGAAAGAGCUGUGCUCUGAGAAGCGUAGGGCUCAUUUGCAUUUUAGGGCAGACUGGUUGUUUCGUUCCCGCAAGGUCUGCGAAAAUAAGCAUUUGUGACAGGAUCUUUACAAGGGUCGGGGCUGUAGAUGACAUUGCACGUGGGCAAAGCACGUUUCAGGUAGAGAUGGCGGAAACAGCGUCUAUACUGGCUCAAUUGACAUCGUCCAGUCUUGUGCUUCUCGACGAAAUUGGCCGAGGCACCAGUGCCGUGGAUGGAAUUUCAAUUGCUUGGAGUGUAUCGGAACAUCUUACCAAAGGAUGUGUGACAGAGGGAAGGGCAAGCUCUGCUCCGAAGUCAAUCUUUGUGACGCAUUAUCAUGAGCUCAACCAGCUUGCCUCAUUGCAUCCGAACAUCCACUCAUUCCGUCUCGAGGUUGCUAAACUGGAGUGGAUUGCCACGCACAGAAUUAUCCCUGGGGCAUCCUUCGAGUCCCACGGAUUGGCAGUCGCUCGGCGGGCAGGAUUUCCGCGAGAAGUGUUGGAGCGAGCAGAAGAAAUUGCCAAGCUCCUCAAAGCACCAUCCCACGCUCUUGGGGCCGAGCUUCGGAAAGCACUAUCAGAGAGUUCCAAUUCGAAUAACUGUGGUGCAACCCAUGUCGUGGCGGGUGACGAUGAGAACGACGAAAAGGAAACAGAAACGGAGAUGACCAAUGCAUUGGAGCAAGGGGUUUCGAUGUAUCAAAAGGGAUUCGAAGACGGAUAUGAAAGUGCUAAGGCAGAACUGUAUGCUGAUAUUCAAAAGGCAAUAGUAAAUCUACAGCCGCGCCUUGACGUGAGGGACUGA
Chondrus crispus (carragheen) is the source of this 2835-nucleotide messenger RNA. RefSeq lists its product as hypothetical. Gene Ontology annotation, molecular function: mismatched DNA binding; ATP binding; ATP-dependent DNA damage sensor activity. Gene Ontology annotation, cellular component: nucleus. Lineage: Eukaryota; Rhodophyta; Florideophyceae; Gigartinales; Gigartinaceae. Gene Ontology annotation, biological process: mismatch repair. The record is from RefSeq and is a predicted model, not a curated record. Bases 1 to 2835 code for a protein of 944 amino acids. The transcript is spliced from 5 exons.